ACUUUCUCUAAGUAUAAGAUUUUUAUUUAUGUACAAUGUUUUGAAUAUUCAAUAAAAUUAUUGUAUCACAAUACUUCUCAAGACGAUUGGGUGAUUGGGACGAAAGUGUGAGAGAAGACUAUUUCUAGAAAAGAGUAUAGAAGGCUAGAAUAUUUUCACUUGUCUACCGAUAUGCGCAAAUACACGUUACCGCUGAGGUGAUGACAAUUAGAUGAGACGAUACACCCGUCCUGUCUUACGAAUGAAGGCAAGAUAUCUUAUAACAAUCGUUUUAUUGAUUGGAAUAACAAGCUUUAUUACAUGGAUGCAAUCUGGAGAAGUUACAGAUCAAACUCUUUCAAAGUCUUCUCAUGACGAAGAACAGAUUCAGAAACAACCACAGAUAAAAACACGGUCACCCAAGUCGAAGAACGAGCAGCCUGUGGUUGUUCAAACACCCGAUCUGACAAUUUUGCCAAAGAAAGAAAUCGUUUUGCGUCCACCAAUAUCGGCUUCUUCCUGGACUACACUUUCUCCUAUAAGCGAGUUAGAAAAACAGGAAUAUUACAAUGAAUUCUUCAAAUCUUCUGCGUUUCAAUCUACUGAUCGUAAACAAAAACAAAGCAAUGGAAAUUUCCUUCUUCCUGUCUUGUUUUUUGAUGUUGGACCAAAUAAUUUAUACAGAUUAUUUAAAGAAACAAUACCAAUAGCAAAAGCAAUGGAGAGAACUCUAGUUGUGCCGCCUUUUCAUCGUCAUCCGAGGAUGGAAAAUUAUGUCAGAGGAAAGCGAAUAGGAAAAGAAAACUCUCAAACCUCUCAGUCUGACCGUGUGAUUGAAGUUCCAAUAUUUGAUCAAACCUACGUUGUUGGUUUGGAAACGAAUCCAUCGAAGUCUCUUGAUAUGAAAGCUCUGCGUUAUUUUGUUCCUGUGGAAUCCAUGGACAAGUUUACUAAAGGAUGUUCAGAAGAAUCAAAAACACUACUGGUCUGCGGAGAACUCGAUGAGAAGCGAAGAAAAGGAAUCCAGCUAUUUAUAACCGCAGCAAAACUCAAAUUUACGAAAACCGUUCACGUUGAAUCAUUCAGUGAUAUAAUCGAGAAUAAAACAUGGAAAAUAAAUCUAGCAAGUGCCAAUGAACAGCUUGAAGAUUCGAAGUGCGCUGGACUGGCUAUAGGACGUGGAUGUCUUGGGUCUAAGGAAGCCUGGCUGAAGCAAUAUAAAUCUAUCUCGCCUUUUAUUAGAAGACCAGUCCCAGUCAAGAUUUUGGCAAAGAAAUUUAUUUCCGACAUGAUGUCAAAUCAAGAUUUUCUUGCAAUACAUUGGAGAUAUGAUCAGAUCGACUGGAACGAUAUGUGUAAACCAACACGUCCUGAAAGUGCCAGGAAAAGAAACGCACAAAUUUGUGAACUUGCAUCAAAGCUAGAUUCCGAAGAAGGAGCUCUACUACAAAUGGGAAAGAAAAUAGUUCGAUACAUGAGGAAAAGAGGAUUAAGAAAGGCUUAUCUUGCUGGACCCCCACAGAUGAACGACACAAUUCAUAAACUACGGGCUAAAACCCCUGGACUGUUCACUAUUCAUGACGUCAGAGAGUAUGCUGCAACGAGAAGAUCGAGUACUGGAUUUUUUGAAACCAAUUACAUGAUGUCAUUCUUAGAACAAGAGAUAUGCUACUUGAGCAAAACAUUUCUGGCAAGCCCAUUAUCUUCAUGGUCUCAAUCGGUGCUUCUUGAUCGAAUGUCAGAAGGAAGAUCAACAUUUGAAAGUGUGCUGGAUGUACUGGUGGAUGGUAUACCCGGACUUCCAAAGCUCACAUGGUUGUUCCCAGAAGGAAGUUGGAGAUGACGAGAUAAACACCAACCACUAUGCGGGACUUUUUCAUUAAAGACGAAUGAAGCAUUAGCAAUGAUGAACCUUCCACUGUAUUGAGACAAGGGACCGAGGAAAAUAUUUAUGUGGCUGUAUCUGAACGAUGCGAGAACAAUGAUUUAUUCGAAUGAUAAUAUUGAGCAAAGCUGAUAGCUUGUCGAUUUAUAUUCUGAUUUCCGAUUGAAUGUUCACUGAUAUAGAGACCGAAAGUAUGGACUUUGGCGUGUGGGAGAUAUGUCCUAAAGAAAGGUCGAGUUUCUUUUUUCGGUAUGUCAUUCGAGGUUAACAUAAUCAUAAUAAUGGCAUCAGAAAACAACACCGUACCAUAAAUAAGUAGUUCAUUGCAGAAUUAUGAUAGUCGCUGAAUGUCAGUUGUUGAAUUUGACAUUUAUUCUCAACGAUAUUUAUAUCAUAUCGCAUACAUACUUUUAAAACGUAAUUUAGGUUUAUACCAAACAAAUUGCUUGAUAUUUUUUCUGCUUUAAAUUUUCGAUGACAAUCAUAAAUAACGACAUCUCUCGUAAUAUGAGUAAAUUUUAUAGUCUUUCAAGUAUGGGAUAGUUAGGUGUGUUUUAUUUAGCUUCAAUUGUAGGAAUAAGUUUAUUUAUUUUUUGUUUUAUUUUAAUCGCUGUUAUCGUAUGACCUCUAAUUAGAGACAAAUAUGAAUUCCAAUUCUAAUUUCCCAUCGUUAUAGAAACCAAAGGAAUCAGUC
Messenger RNA from Styela clava, 2558 nucleotides. RefSeq lists its product as uncharacterized. Gene Ontology annotation, biological process: protein O-linked glycosylation via fucose. The record is from RefSeq and is a predicted model, not a curated record. Lineage: Eukaryota; Metazoa; Chordata; Ascidiacea; Stolidobranchia; Styelidae. Gene Ontology annotation, molecular function: peptide-O-fucosyltransferase activity.